AUGACUUUUCAGCUGCGUUUUUCUCUUCUCAUUUUUCUCGCGAUCUCCGGUCAGGCCUACGGCUUCGGCGCAGGGAAUAUCGCGUCUCUCUCUCGUAUUGAAGGCCAGAACUGGCGCCAUGGAGACAUCGAGGAUACCCUUCUCUUUCUUUUCCUGGCUCGAGUGGCCGGUGGCCGCAAGUUUGGGAAGCUCGAUGUGAAGCGAGUGUACUUUGGAAACUGGCUUCGCGACUACAGUCAGGCAGUCGACGUGGGCACCGUCAAAUACGUCAGUGCCGAGGCCAUUCGCAUUCUGAUCUGGGUCUUGGGCUUCAUGAGCUUUGGAUACGGAACUCGGGAGUUCGAGGUUACCGCCGAGCGUCUUGGUUGCUAUCAACCUACCGAGCAUAUCGAUAAUCCUCAGGGUUAUGCCCAGGGUGAAGAUGCGCGCUGCUAUGAUCGUCGUCUCCGUGGACCCGUGGAUGAAGAGCGGGAGCUGUCUAUCGACCCGCGCACCGGUCUUAAAGCGUACAUCGCUUCCGAGGAUCUGGACAUCGACACUUCCGCCGCUUUGAUCCGCCGGGUCCUCGGUCGUUCCAUCCAGCUCGGCCGUCGCUAUGCCCGAUCACGCAACAAUGAGGAUCUAUACGAGGCACUUCGCUUGCUUGGUACUGGUCUGCACUGUCUCGAGGAUUACGCUGCUCACUCGAACUAUAUCGAGCUCGCUCUUAUCGAGAUCGGUGAAAGAAACGUUUUCCCUCAUGUUGGACGCGACACCGCGAUUGAACUGCCGGGGGCUCAAGACUCCGUCUAUCCCAUCGUCACUGGCACCUUUGGUGGCGUUGAUUUCUUCCAUUCAGUUCUCGGUGAGCUUUCCGACAAGACCAAGCAGUCCGAACUCCAGUCGUUGGAAGGUGUCAUCACAGAGUCGGAGAGUGACAGCCCCUCGGAAAGUCUCCUCCAGGACCUGCUCAACAAAAUCCCCAGUGGCCUGAUCGGUGACAGUGAUGCCCAGGCCGGUCAGAUGGAUGACUUCAAGGCCAAAGCGGAUGAUGCACGCCAGAACAACCAGAACAUUACUCCCCGUGAGCCCGAGGAGUGGACUCGUUACCUGGAUGAUGUCCAGAAGCAGAUCUAUCCCGUGCUUGAGUGGCAUGAUCAACUCUUGAAGGCGAUCAAUGAGGCUAUCGAGAAGAUUCCGGUGCUGCCGGAGCUAAUCGAGCAGAUUCAAGACCAGAUUACCGUAUUUGUAUUCUCCAUCCUCGCCCCCUACGUCCUCCCCAUCAUCAAGCAGGUCAAGGCUGAACUGGAAACCGGCUCUUCUGAAAUGAUUCAGAGUAGCCGGGAGCAGCAGCACAUUGUAUUCAAUGAUGACUCUUCGUCUAACCCCACCCACUCCAUGCUUUCCAAGGACCACUUCUCCAACGUCCUCAAUGAGCCUGCUGGACGGGUCGCCUCUCAGUGUGUCAAGUGGGCAGUGCCUCAACUGAUGCAGUGUUGGGAUGACGAAGAUGUCGACAUUGACCGCACGUUGAACCGAAUCAUCACUGGUAUCUUCCAUCACCCCUCUCAGCGAGAGCACGGAGACGAUGGUGCGAUCGACAUGCGGAAUACCAUGUUCUCCACGGUGGUGCAAUGGUGGAGUGAGAAUAGUGACGAGAAACGUGACUCUCUUCGUGAACAGUUGAGUCGCGAUGGCGUUCUCGAUGGCAAAAACCACAAAGAGGGCGUGCAGGAUUGCGGACACGGCUGUGGCAAGCCGCUCACUCUGCCCAAGGGCCACAAUGCCAGCGCCGGAAGUUUCCAGUCCGAUGACAUCAGUCUCCAAAAUAUCGCCUCCCAGGCCGUAGGAGGAGGUGCCUUGGGUGGCCUUCUCGGUGGUCUCGUCGGCGGCGUGGGUGCGAUGAUCCUCAAUGAUGGUGGUUCAGACGACCGGAAGAGUCCUAAGCCCAAGAAGCACGACAGUGACGACGAGGAUGAAGGCUGCGGGCGCCGGCGUCGUCACCAUCAGGAACGCCACGAACAUCACGAGACGGAAUCCCAUGGUGGCGCGCUCCCUCCUCACGCGGAGGGUUACCAGUAUCAGAGCGAAACGACAUACUACGGUGACCGACCUGCGCCUCGAAAUGAUUACCCUGGCAGUGAAUACCCCCGCGCUGAGUAUGCUCCCAAUCCUCCUAUGCAGGGUUACCAUCGCGAACAGUAUCGGCAAUACGAACGGGAGGACAACGGAGUUUACUAUCAGCAAGAAAGACAAGAGACCUAUGAGACUGGUCAUACUGAGUACCAGCGCACUGAAACGCGUUAUGACUACGGUCCUCAUCAGCCGGCAUUCGGAUCCAUGCAACAGAGUGCCUACGUUCGUGGAGGAUUUGAGCAGGAAUACCAAACAGGGUACGGUGGCAUACCGGAGUUUGAGCAGCCUAGCUACCGGCCCCAAGGUGAAAUCUACCAGGAACAGGGCUAUGGCCAGCGAUUCGAAGCCGCUGGUGAUGAGCGUGAGCGGCGGCACCAUCGUCACCAUCACCGGCGACGCUCCAGCAAUGGUUCUGGUUCCGGCAGUGGAAGCGAUGAAGAGCGACGCCGGCAUCGUCACCAUAGGCACCAUCGUCGGUCAGGAUCAGAGGAUUCGGACUAA
This is a messenger RNA of Penicillium cinerascens, 2616 nucleotides long. RefSeq names its product Het-C domain-containing protein. The record is from RefSeq and is a predicted model, not a curated record. Bases 1 to 2616 code for a protein of 871 amino acids. NCBI's taxonomy places the organism in Eukaryota, Fungi, Ascomycota, Eurotiomycetes, Eurotiales, Aspergillaceae. The transcript is spliced from 3 exons.